AUGCAUAACGAUUUCCUGCAGUCUUCUAACCAGUCCAGUGACUUCACCAAGACUUACUCUUCUUACUCCAGUGGCUUUGGUGGGAGGGGUUACGAAAUAGCAAAGAAGGCUUCUGGUGAGCAACUGCCAUACAACUAUCAACGUGGGAUGUCCCUGACUAGUGUACCUUAUCCUUAUUUCUGGAAACCAGAGAUAAAAUACAAGCAGAAAAUUCUAGAAGCCACCAGGAAGAUCAUUGAUCUGCUGGCAGGAGAGGAAGAUCACACCAUCCCCCACUAUCAUAAGGAUGCGGAACUGAAAGACAUCAAAGCUGAGAUUAAAGAGGAAGAAGAAGAGAUGUCUAUAAACAAAGCUCAGCAGUCUAUAGGAGGGGGAGGUCAUCUAUAUUCCCGGGAUUCCACACAGGAAGAUCACAUCCCUCACCAUCAUCAGCAUGAAGAACUGGCAGAUGUGAAAGUUGAGAUUAAAGAGGAAGAAGUGGAGACGUAUGUGAGUUCUGAUCAUUGGCCUGCUGAAAAUGUUAUGAUAAUGAAGUCACCUAUAGAGGAGGAGUCUUCUUUAGAUAUCAGUACAGAUGGACACUGUGUUCAAGACUCUUCUGAGGGACUUUUUCUUUCAUCUCCAUAUCGUAAUGCAGAAGACUUUGUUGUCCAAUAUUCUCCGGUAGUCCAUUCUAUUACCUACAAUAUACAUCACAGACCGGACCAUCUGAAGCAAUCAAUGGAUCCCUCUAAUCCUGAGGAAUCUUCACAUUCUGUGACUCCGGAAAUCCAUGUAAAAUCUCAGAGUACGGAAGGAUCUACAGGUCUCUCUGAUCCCCAGGAAUCUUCUUUAAGCCACACAGGGGAUACUUUAUUUUCAUGUACAGUGUGCGGAAAUUCUUUCACGGAACUUGGAGAACUUCUUAUACACCAGAAAACUCACAGGGAUCAACGUUCUUUCCCAUGCUCAGAGUGCGGGAAAAUUUUCAGUCAGGAAAGAUCUCUUCUUAGACACCUCAGGGUUCACACAGGUGCUGUGGCCCAACGCCCAAACCCAGAGGCAGCUAGCCGUCUGCACGAGAGGCAUUUUCCAGAUAUCCUCCAACCCACCCCAACACAAAGGGCACCUCAAAGAAGAUGUCGAGUUUGUAGUAAACGCGGGAUGAGGCGUGACACCCGGUAUUAUUGUCCCUCCUGUCCCAACCACCCUGGUCUCUGCAUCAAGAACUGCUUCCGGCGCUACCAUACCUUAGUGAACUAUUAGUCUUGGGUACAACGCAGCACAUUAAAGAGGUCCACACAUUUCUGUGCCUCUAAAGACGUUGGGUAGUCAGGAAACUAUCAGAGACCCUAAAACCAAAGGCUGGAAAAGUUAUUGUUACCAAAAACGUUGAAAAAAGUAAAAAAAAAAGUUGUUUUAUUGA
Rana temporaria (common frog) is the source of this 1405-nucleotide messenger RNA. RefSeq names its product zinc finger protein 37 homolog. The record is from RefSeq and is a predicted model, not a curated record. NCBI's taxonomy places the organism in Eukaryota, Metazoa, Chordata, Amphibia, Anura, Ranidae. The transcript has 7 exons. The coding region runs from base 1 to 1245 and encodes 414 amino acids.